AAUUCUGCAAGUGGUUCUGAUUUACCAUCGCUGUUCUCUAGUUGGUCUAAAACCGCUUUUGACCUAAUGGGACGCUUUUUGGACGCCAUGGACAUUUCUCAGUUUCCAGGCAGAAAGAACAGACAAAAUGCAGGCAGGGCACAGGACAAAGCACUCGGGACAAAAUGUAUGUGAAAUGGUUUGAUACAUGAAUGUCACUUUUAAAAUUUUAAAAUUUCCCGUCGUUCCAUCCCUGUACGUCCUGACGUCGCAGGGAAUGGAACCCGGAAGACAGACACUGCCAGGACAUUGCCAAGGACACUGCAGGAGGGACAU
This is a messenger RNA of Staurois parvus, 315 nucleotides long. NCBI's taxonomy places the organism in Eukaryota, Metazoa, Chordata, Amphibia, Anura, Ranidae. The record is from the annotation of a GenBank genome assembly.